GAAAAAAUCAACCAGGGCUCUUCUUCUUCUCUACACUAGUUUUGUGAAUUUUCCUAGAAAAAAUCUCAUCUCUCCCUAGAAAAGUAAAUACAAAUCAGAGGUCUAUCCAUAUCAGAUUUCCCCAUCACUCUUCUCGUCUAAAACGAUAACUUUUUCUCGCCGCGUUUUUUCUUUUUUUCUUCUCUUUUUUUUUUUAGUUUCUCGAAAGAAAGACUCUUUAAAUUUUCUCUCUGAUCUGAAAGUCUGAAAGUCUGAUUAGUCUGAAACUUUGGUUUUUAUUAGUUGCAGUUCGAUGGUGAUGGUUGGUUGUAAAUGGGUAAUCUCAGUUUGGUUGUAGCAAAAUCUAAGUCCGUCAACUACAGUUUUUAGAUUUGUUUAGAAAUAUUUCGUCAAAUCAUCGAUUUUGGUUAUUCAUCCAAGGAUCAAAAGCUUUUUCCUUUUUUUUCUCGUGUGUGAAUUUGUCUCUUGUAUAAGAAAGUCUCGAGGUUUUUUCCAGACUUUCUAGUUUUUUUUUUCUUUUCUUUUAAGUUAGAAGAAGGUCAUUGGGAUCCAUUCGAUCGGAUUUUAGGCGACGCGAUUUGUGAUCUGUGUGAAACUAAUUUCAGAGAUCAAGCUUUCUAUAGCACUUAGUUGAAUUGGUAUUGAAAUUCAUACGUAGUAGAAAGGAAAAAAGUAUACUUUUUUUAAUUUCGGUUAUAGAAAAAAUGGAUCGUGUGGUUGGUGGUAAGUUCAAGCUCGGACGAAAGCUUGGAAGUGGUUCCUUUGGUGAAAUUUUCCUAGGGGUGAAUGUGCAAACUGGAGAAGAAGUGGCUGUUAAGCUCGAGCCUCUUCGAGCUAGGCACCCUCAGCUUCAUUACGAGUCAAAGCUUUAUAUGCUUCUCCAAGGAGGAACUGGUAUUCCUCACCUCAAAUGGUUUGGGGUUGAGGGUGAAUACAACUGUAUGGUGAUCGACCUUCUCGGUCCUAGUAUGGAGGAAUUUUUCAACUAUUGCAGUCGAUCUUUCACUCUUAAAACGGUUCUGAUGCUCGCUGACCAGAUGAUAAACAGAGUCGAGUACAUGCAUGUACGAGGCUUCCUUCAUCGUGAUAUCAAGCCUGAUAACUUUUUGAUGGGUCUUGGACGCAAAGCAAACCAGGUGUACAUCAUUGACUAUGGGCUUGCGAAAAAGUAUAGAGAUCUUCAAACACACAAGCAUAUUCCAUACAGGGAAAACAAGAAUCUUACAGGAACAGCUCGAUAUGCGAGUGUCAACACCCAUCUUGGAAUUGAGCAAAGCAGAAGGGAUGAUCUUGAAUCUCUUGGCUAUAUGCUUAUGUAUUUUCUUCGAGGAAGCCUUCCUUGGCAAGGCCUUCGUGCUGGCACCAAAAAGCAGAAGUAUGACAAGAUCAGUGAAAAGAAAAGGCUAACACCAGUAGAGGUCCUCUGUAAAAACUAUCCACCUGAGUUCACAUCGUAUUUUCUCUAUGUGCGUUCAUUACGGUUUGAGGACAAACCUGAUUAUUCAUACCUAAAGAGGCUUUUCAGAGAACUAUUUAUCCGGGAAGGUUAUCAGUUUGACUAUGUAUUCGAUUGGACAAUAUUGAGGUAUCCCCAGCUCGGCUCCAGUUCCAGCUCCAAUUCCAAGCCAAGACCAAGCUUAAGACCAGCUAUGAAUAUUCCACUGCCAUCUACCGACAAAGUGGAAAAGCCUUCAAUUGGGCAGGACAGUCGCGAGAGGAUCUCAGGUGUUUUCGAGGCAUACACUAGAAGAAAUGGGUCAGGAACUGGCGUUCAAGCUGAUCGGUCGAGUAGACCAAUAACCUCAGAGAAUGUUCUUGCAUCUAAGGAUACGCAAAACCAGGAGAGGCCAAUCACUUUAUCUAGAAACCAGAGUUCAUCAAGAAAAGCAGUUGCUGGGUCAAGUGUACGAGCCACUUCAUCAGCUGACUUCACAGACAAUCGAAUGAGUAGACUCGUCCCAAACAAUGGUCGGUCAUCUACAACUCAGAGGACCCAGUUCGCUUCGUCGUCCUCCUCUUUAACCACAAAGGCUGCUCCAGCGAGAACUGCUCGUGACAUUACUCUCCAGAGCCUCGAGCUCCUCAGUAUUGGGAACAGCAAGAGGAAGUGACUGGCUGAAUUUGCCACCCGCCGGAUUCACAGUUGGCUCAUAUUUUUAUCCAUCUUUGUUUAAGAAAGUGUUGUUAAGAAAGAAAUAUACAUGAUCUAUUUACAGAUAUGUGAUAUAUAUUUAUACGUGGGUUUACUUCAUAAGAUCAGUGUUGUUCGUAUCGUUAAAUUUAUAUUAUUCGCUUAAUUUUAAUAUAUUUUAAUCA
This is a messenger RNA of Capsella rubella, 2316 nucleotides long. RefSeq names its product casein kinase 1-like protein 13. The record is from RefSeq and is a predicted model, not a curated record. Gene Ontology annotation, cellular component: cytoplasm; nucleus. The transcript is spliced from 14 exons. NCBI's taxonomy places the organism in Eukaryota, Viridiplantae, Streptophyta, Magnoliopsida, Brassicales, Brassicaceae. Gene Ontology annotation, biological process: peptidyl-serine phosphorylation; signal transduction; endocytosis. Gene Ontology annotation, molecular function: ATP binding; protein serine/threonine kinase activity. The coding region runs from base 705 to 2111 and encodes 468 amino acids.